GUCGAGCGGUGGUCACACUGGAUCCGCAUUAGUUUUUUUUCGGGUCCAAAAUCUGUCCAAAUCCGCAAAUUGCACGCAUAUUCUAGUAUCUGAAAACCAGAAAUUUAGAUAGACUGGGUACAGAGUCAUCUGAAAAACGCAAAAAUUAGGCAAUCUCCGAGGAGCAACGUCCUUAAAACGAGAACGCAUUACCCACUUUUGAAUGCCUGUAAAGUAUUAUGGAAAGAGGAUGCCCAGCUGCUAGCAGUGAAUCCGUGACCAGUGCAGGGGAGCGUACUCAGUCAGCAGUCACCAGCUCCACCUCCACGUGGGUCAAGAGUCAGGCCUCAACCAGCCGAAAAACAGAAGCAUCAGAAGAAUCGGGAUUAGGAGCAGUAGACGCAGAAGUAGGAGCCGGCAGAGAAGCCUUUGUAUCUAUGUCAACGCUGCGGGAGGAUGUGGAGGACGUGUGUGUGUCGUCAAACUCACAACAUGGUUUCGCCGUAGUUUUGGACGACGAGUCCAGCACAUUUGAGAUUAGCUCUUCCAACUCACUGCCCACCAGUGCGGGGGCGGCGUCCACAGUGGGAGUGGUGGCCGUCGACGACAGCUCCUCCACGGAUACCUUGAACGGUGGUCAUCCUGACUUAGGUCACCCCGCCUCAUCGGAACACAGUCGUCAGGGCUUUUUUAAUGAGGAUAAUGAAGAUCCUCCGGUUGUAUGCCUUAUAAACGACGAUGACGAUGAUGAGGAACCCGAGCCGGAGGAGGACGAUGAGGAGGAACUGAUUGAAGACGAGGACGAGGACGCAGUGGACAUUGUAACGGGCGCCAUCAGCUGCCCCAACACAUCACAGUUGGCUUUAGCCGACGGCACCAUCAUGGCGGCCGAUGGAUCUAAGAUCUUCCUGGAGACGCCCGUCGUGGAGGAGGCCCAGCCGCAUCCCGGUCAGGUAGUCACAACGGGAUCCCAGUCGGAGCUCACAGGCAAGCCAAAAAGAUUGAGCGAUGAGUUCUUGCUGGGUGAGGAAGACCAAGCAGAGAACCUGGCUUUGGGAAGAUGUAUUAAGUCUGAGCCGGUUAAUCCCGUGGACGACAAUCCAUCUGAAGGCGACGAUGGGGCUACUUGCUUCUCACUACAUGACCGUCUUAUGUCAGUGCGCCUGAAGCAGAUGAGCCUCACGGCCAACACCGUUUCGAAUCCCUCGCCAGCAGCCUCUGCCAACGCCGCCGCCCCAGAGGAGGCCUCCACUUCCAACUCCAGCUCAACCUCCAGCUCUGCCUUGUCGAGGGCAGACAUUGAGUCCAUGGAUCUGAUCGAGCGUCGCGACUUUGAGACGGAGCAGCGUCUCACGGGCGGCAUAAUCCUGCGUACCAGCUCCAUGGUGAGCCAGAACAAACUGAAUCUAAGUCUGAUCAAGUCCAUGGCGGGGGGAAGCAAGGCGGCCAAUGGAUCGGGUACGGCCAACAGUGACGACUGGCCCAGCAGCAGCAAUGGGCGGACCGUCUCAUCGGACAGCAAGUACACCUACAAGGAUCUGUCCACGACUCCAACGAGCAGUCGCAAGUACACGAAUAGCCGGCUAAGCAAGUCCACUGCCAAAUUAAAUCUGGGAUCCUCGUUGGGCGCCUCCAGCUGCAGCCAGCACCGGAGUGGUUCCAGUUCCACUUCAAAAUCCAUGGAGUCAUCGACCAGUUGCACUGGAGCUGCCCGAACGGACGUUUACACAAACACCAACUCGAAUGAUUACCCCAGUCUGGCUCCAACCACGUCUGGUUCGUCCACAUCCGGGGGAAGCUGUCAACAGGAUCAGGAGGAGAAUGUGAGUGCAUCCGUCUCGUAUAGCUCGGUGGGAUCGCAGACCUCUCAGGAAAGUGGUUGCAGUCGCACCACUGCCAUCAAUCCAACAGCUGCCUGCUCCACCGGAUCGGCCUGCUUGGGUGACUCUCAGGCCUCGACAUCGGCUUCUACCUCGUCCGGAGCCGGAGCGUCCAACCGUUGCCAGUAUGCCACUACAUCGACGACAAAGGCAGCUCGCCAGGUUAAUGCCAGCGCCCAAACCCAGGAGCGUUUCCUGACUCGCAGCAAUCCUCCAGCUGCUAGUGGAGCGGGGUCGGUUGGGGCAAACCCGACAGCAUCUGUUCGGCAACGGCGAAACGGUUCCAGCGAUGUUGUCCACCUGGAAGUGGUGGUGGAAGAGGGAGCUGGCGGAGGGGACGGCGGCGUGGUGGAGCCCGGCGACUUUAGUGCCGAGGAACCUUGGGCCAACUGCGAUGAGGAGAACAACUGUUCCGAUCUGGAGGAGAUUUGCACAUGCCAGAACGGUAACGGAAGCAGCUACGGCGGAAGCAAUGCCAGUCUCAGCGAGACUUUCGACAUGGACGCCAUGGAUCCCGAUGAGCCCAUUUCCUUGUCGCUGUCCUCUGCCUCAGCUGGCUUCACCGAAUACUCGCUGACCAAUCCCAGCUCGCUAAUGUCUCAUCAGCGCAAACGAAAGUUCAACGAGGGACGUCUGCUGGAUGGCGGCGACUACUCGGUGACUAUAUCUUCCAGCGGCGAAGUGGGCGGACCGGGUUCAGGUGUGAGCGAUAAUUGCCGCAAGCGGAUUGCCUAUGAUUUUGCAUCUACGCCGCGCUCCUCGCAACAUUUGGGACCCACGGCAGUGCUAUCGGUGACGCCCUCAUCGCAUCUGACUAGCUCCACGCCGGGAUCGGCUUUGGGUCGUCGCACCCCACGUUCCGUGCCGUCUCGUGACAAUCCGCCACCAGAGCUGCAGCACUGGUUGGCACAAUUCCAACGAUGGUCCCAUGUCGAGCGAUUGCUGGCCCUGGACCGUCUCAUCGAUCACUGCGAUCCGUCUCAGGUGCGGCACAUGAUGAAGGUGAUUGAGCCGCAGUUCCAGCGGGACUUCAUCUCCCUGCUGCCAAGAGAGCUAGCCCUCUUUGUGCUCUCGUACUUGGAGCCCAAAGACUUGCUGAGGGCAGCGCAGACCUGCCGCAGCUGGCGCUUCCUGUGCGACGACAAUCUGUUGUGGAAGGAGAAGUGCCGCAAAGCCCAGAUCCUCGCCGAGCCGCGUAGUGAUCGCCCGAAACGGGGACGCGAUGGCAACAUGCCGCCAAUUGCUUCGCCCUGGAAGGCCGCCUACAUGCGUCAGCACAUCAUCGAAAUGAACUGGCGGUCGCGACCUGUGCGCAAGCCCAAGGUACUCAAGGGCCACGACGAUCAUGUGAUUACGUGCCUGCAGUUCUCUGGCAAUCGCAUUGUGUCCGGCUCCGAUGACAAUACACUUAAAGUAUGGUCAGCGGUGAACGGAAAGUGCCUGCGCACUUUGGUUGGUCACACCGGUGGUGUUUGGUCUUCCCAAAUGUCCGGAAAUAUCAUCAUUUCAGGCAGCACGGAUCGCACGCUCAAAGUCUGGGACAUGGACAGCGGCGCAUGUGUGCACACACUUCAGGGGCAUACGUCCACUGUGCGGUGUAUGCAUUUGCAUGGCAGCAAAGUGGUCAGUGGCUCGCGAGACGCAACCUUGAGGGUUUGGGACAUUGAACAAGGCUCCUGUCUGCACGUUUUGGUUGGUCACUUGGCUGCUGUGCGUUGUGUGCAGUACGAUGGGAAGCUGAUUGUGUCCGGAGCGUAUGAUUAUAUGGUGAAGAUCUGGCAUCCGGAGCGCCAGGAGUGCCUGCACACACUGCAGGGCCACACAAAUCGCGUCUACUCGCUGCAGUUUGAUGGCCUGCAUGUGGUAUCGGGUUCAUUGGACACCUCUAUUCGCGUGUGGGACGUGGAGACGGGCAAUUGCAAGCACACCCUGAUGGGUCAUCAGAGUUUGACCUCUGGCAUGGAACUGCGUCAAAACAUUCUUGUCUCGGGCAACGCCGACUCGACAGUCAAGGUGUGGGACAUCACAACCGGACAAUGUCUGCAAACGCUGUCGGGUCCAAAUAAGCAUCAUUCUGCGGUCACCUGCCUGCAAUUUAACUCCCGAUUUGUGGUGACCAGUUCCGACGAUGGCACCGUGAAAUUGUGGGACGUUAAGACGGGCGACUUUAUACGUAAUCUUGUGGCUCUGGACUCUGGUGGAUCCGGCGGCGUUGUGUGGCGGAUUAGAGCAAACGACACUAAACUCAUUUGUGCCGUCGGUUCCCGCAACGGAACGGAGGAAACAAAGCUAAUGGUCCUCGACUUUGAUGUUGAGGGUGCAUGUGUGAAGUGCUCAUAGGAGACGGUGGGGCACUUCCGGUGGAGCCUACGCCGCCGUCUCGCUUGGAUUCAGGCGGUGAACGGUCAGGGACGGGGCAGCUAGUAUACAGCUUCAAGCGAGAUUUCAUUGCAAACUCAUCCAAACACAGAAAAGCACACACAGACAGAUGCCGCGGAUGUGAGGGUCCGCAACGUAAUGUUGAAUGCCUUGCCAACAAAACGCAACUGCUCACAUACACCACACACACCAUUAACACCACACACACCGUAACACACACACAAAAAACAUUAAACAAUUAAGGGAAAGAAGAGUAGGGUAGUCGGGUGGUCGGGGUGUGGCUGUGGCUGUGAGUGUAUAUUGUUAAUAAUACCCUUUUAAAUUACGUUGCUUCAUAGCCAAAAUUCGUUUUCCACCGUAGAAUAAUUUCGCUUCUUAGUUUUUAUUGCUAUUGUGUAUAUGGCAAGAAUCGAUUACCUUAAUGAUAAUAUUAUGAUUAUGAUUACGUAUUAUAAAGCGCAGAUUUACAACUGCAGAUGCAAAUAAUUGUUUCGCGUCGUGUGAACCUGAGAGAGCGUUUAUGAGAACAGAGCUUUAUAUUGAUUAAAUUGUAAUUUGUUUAAAUGAAAUUUGGAUAAGAUGGAUAUGUUAAUAUUGGCCCACCACUUGAGUUGAGUUUGCCGCCUAUUAUGUUUACAUUUGUGGUUUUGUUUCGUCUCGUCCAACUUGUUUUGUUUAAUUGUACUUGAACGGGUAUGUACCUAAAUUCUAUUAUCACGUUCUGAUUGUUUCCCUUUUACAUUUGAUUUGAUUCAUUUGUCGUGCAGUAGCAUUAGCGAUAUUGGCUUCCAAUUCCAAAUUCGAAAUUCCUCAUUUGCCAGGAACCUGCCACAUUUGCCGCACAUAGCGUUUAAGAGUCAUCUGCCGAACUCAUCGAGCAGCAACUCACACCCACGAAACAGCAACUGCAACAUGAACACUGCAACACAACAACACUCACACACGUGAAAUCAUUAAGCGAACAUAUAUUUUAAUUAUAGACUGAUUUAUUAGUAAUUGAAAUUAAUCUACAAAUAUGUAUGUGUAAUGGUACCGUAUGUAUUUCAAUAAAAUUUAUCGGUUUAAGCAUAAAUCUGAAUAAACGCAGGAAUAAU
This is a messenger RNA of Drosophila melanogaster (fruit fly), 5332 nucleotides long. RefSeq names its product archipelago (gene ago). NCBI's taxonomy places the organism in Eukaryota, Metazoa, Arthropoda, Insecta, Diptera, Drosophilidae. The coding region runs from base 219 to 4199 and encodes 1326 amino acids. Gene Ontology annotation, cellular component: nucleus. The transcript has 7 exons. Gene Ontology annotation, biological process: protein ubiquitination; animal gross anatomical part developmental process; negative regulation of multicellular organismal process. The record is from RefSeq and is marked reviewed.